Molecule: messenger RNA, 2070 nt
Organism: Aedes aegypti (yellow fever mosquito)
Lineage: Eukaryota; Metazoa; Arthropoda; Insecta; Diptera; Culicidae
Product: neurofilament heavy polypeptide-like
Exons: 4
Coding region: 151-2055 (634 amino acids)
Molecular function (GO): actin binding
Source: RefSeq, a predicted model, not a curated record
UUAGCCAUCUGAUCGUAGAUAGAAAGUGAUGAUUCCAAUUUCUAGAAUCAGCAGUUAGUGGAUGGUAAUUCAGAGGUCUGAGUGACUCAGACAGAGAUUGUCAUCUGCGCGCUAGUUUGAAAUUGGUGAUUGAUAGUUGUAGCAUAUACCAUGCCAGUGAAUGGAAGCAACCGUCCACCUUGGCUAAAGGAUAGAGUUGAGACAGUGAAUAAGAACGUUCCUCCGGCGUGGGCGCGGAAAAAUUCGGACACCCCCGGUACCGGUCCUAAAGAUUUCAAAUCUACUAGCAAAGCGGAAAACAGCGACAGCAAAACGGCUCCGAUAGUGAAGAAACCUUCAACUGCUGCUACGGCGACUGCAGCAGCUAAGGAGAAUGGAGAACCGCCAAAGACCUCCAAGCUUCAAUCCCGAGAGAUCAAAGUUCCUGUCGUGGUGCAGCAGAAAAAGCCUGUCCAGCCUCCCCUGACCAAACCGGAACCAAUGAUCAAGAAUACUACCCCUCAGAUGACGGUCCUUCGGGAACCCGCCAAGUCCAAACCGAAACCCAAAGAACCUUCACCUUCGGAAUCCGAAGAAGAAGAAGAAGAAGAGGAGGAGGAGGAAGAAGAAGAUGAACAAGAGGAGGAGGAAGAGGAAGAGGGUAGCACGGAAUACGAAACGGAGACAGAUUCCGAGGAGGAGUCUCCUCCACCACCACCAGUGAAAAAGCCGGAACCAAAGCGGGAGCCCUCUCCCCAAAAGCCUAAACUUCCCGUCCCAUUGAAGAAAGUCUCCAAGAGUCCGGAGAAGACCGACACCGAGAGCAAAUCGUCCAAAUCGGAGAAAUCUUCGUCUCCCGAGCCGAAGACGUUCGUCAAACCGCCGCUCAAGAAGGUGAUCCGACCGCAGCAGGAUGAGCGCAAGGAACGAUCCCAAUCGCCGGAGCCCAAGGGAUUCCGGGUGCAGUUGCGCAAGGUGCCGUCCAAUCUGAAGGCGCCACGCCUCAAAGAAAAGCUACCGGAAGUGCAGCUGAAGCGCGUGGAGAAACCGUUGCUCGAGGAGAAACCCAAGAAGGAGGAGGCAUACCCGCACAAGCCGUCGAUGCUGAAAUCGGAGAGCAGUAAACGAAUUCCACCGCCACCACCUCCACCGAUGCCCAAAUCGAACAUCCCACCACCGCCACCGCCGCCUCCCAAGCUGGGACCCCCACCGGACUUCAAAAAGGAAGAAGUAUCCGACAAACACAAAGAAGUGAUCGAGAAAUUGAAAAAGCGACCGCGCAGAAGGCCGGACUGGUCCGACAUGAUGAAGGAGGUGGAGCAGGGUAAAAAGCUGCGUCACGUUGAAUGCAAUGAUAGAUCGAAACCGAUCGUUCACUGCAAGUCCAUCACCAAAGUCAAGGAUCAAUUUAUUUUCGAAACAGAGAAAGCAACGGCCCACAACGUGCUCCUGAAGGAAAUUCAAAGUGGCGUCAGGCUGAAACCGACCAAGUGCAAUGACCGCAGUAAACCCAUUCUGGAAGGCCUUCGCAAGUUCCGUCGACAGAUGACGCUGGAGGAGCAACUGGCCAAGUCGGAGUCGCGAGCCAACCUGGAAGCACCGCCACCAGAGGAGGAAGAAGUCGACGAAAUGGACGACAUUGAUAAGGUUCGGGAUGACUUGCAGAGUACAAAGCAACUGUUGGCGAUGGAGUUGCGCAACAACGAAGCGCUGGAGCGCGAGAACAAACGUCUACUGCAGCGGGUACAAAAUCUCGAAGCGGAGCUUUCCCGAGAGCGAUGGAAUCCACUCAGCGGUGAGGAGAAGAGUUCCAUUGCCGGACCGGAUGCUGAGCUUAUACAUUCGCUCAAGAAGGAAGCAGUCGAGGCGCAGCAGCAAUCCAAGCAGCUGGAGGAGAAAUAUCAAACGGUGGCCAAGGAACUGGACACAGCCAGCAAGCAGAAUGAAGAGCAAAAGCGAAAGAUUGCUGAAUUGGAGAAGAAACUCCAGGUAAGGUUGAACGACGUUGAACAUUUUGAUAGUGCACGAUCUAUCACUUCAUUCAUUCCGUUUGGAAGCCGUAAUUUUAGACUAUAACUCUGCGCUUUAAUG